Trachymyrmex cornetzi is the source of this 1346-nucleotide messenger RNA. RefSeq names its product homeobox protein MSX-1. Gene Ontology annotation, molecular function: RNA polymerase II transcription regulatory region sequence-specific DNA binding; DNA-binding transcription factor activity, RNA polymerase II-specific. Gene Ontology annotation, cellular component: nucleus. Lineage: Eukaryota; Metazoa; Arthropoda; Insecta; Hymenoptera; Formicidae. The coding region runs from base 478 to 1095 and encodes 205 amino acids. The transcript is spliced from 3 exons. Gene Ontology annotation, biological process: embryonic morphogenesis; regulation of transcription by RNA polymerase II. The record is from RefSeq and is a predicted model, not a curated record.
CGGCGAAACCGGAAUGCCGUCGCCGUUCGCCUGCAUCUUUCCUCGAGUGCACGCGGGAGCUGGCGGGAGCACACCAGGCCUCAGUGCGUCAGGACAUCUGCCCUAUAGAAAUCGGGACUCUCGAUCCCCCGAUCCGUUCCCUACUCUACAUCAGCGAUCCGUUUCCCUUGCUACAGAGUAUCAAUUACAUUGUUAUUACCCGGUAAGUAUCCCGAAGAUGUGGUCAGAUCGCAGAUAAUACACUGGUAUAAGAGCAUGCCGCAACAAUGGGACAGGUACACAGAAACGUGGCCCCCGUCGUGCGAGCAGCGCGAUAACGAUCGUGCGGUGCAACUAUGCGUCUAAUUUGGAUCUACCCGCAAAAGAGGAUGCCGCUCGCAAAAAAAAAAAGAAGAAGAAGAAGAGGGGUACGUGCCCCACGGGGUUCGGGCGUGUGCAUUCGGCCGCUCGCACGUACCCCAAAAUACGUACGUAUGUAUGUACGUAUAUAUAGCGAAGGGUUCGUCCUUUGGAGGAUUUAGUGAGACUCUCGGGAUGACGAGCGAAGUACGAGGCUCGCGGACAGGAAACACGGACUUCAGCAUAGCCCGUAUACUCGCGGAGGAACUCCCGGGUGCCGAGGUCGACGCGCGAAAACAGCACGAGUCUCCGGAGUGCGAUUCCCGGGGAGGAACGAAGGCUGGAGAACGGACGUCGGAACGUGCGGGCGAGCCGGAAAAGCGCGACACGUCGUACGUCCCCGUCGUAGCGGAGCGACAGCGAACCGGCGUCGGCGUCGCCGAGAGCACUACACGGUGGACCGAUCUCACGUGGCUUCAGUACACUCGGUACAGACCUCCGAGAUUACCUAGGAGGUCUCUCACUGAAAGACGGGUCAAGCGACAAGCAGGCGAUCAUCCUCGCAUCCCGUUCUCCUCGUCCCAGUUGCAGAUAUUAGAGGAGAAAUACAAAAAGGGUGCUUAUUUAUCCAGGACCGACGUCGUCGAAAUGUCCGCAACGUUACGACUGCCGCAGAACAAAAUCAAGAUCUGGUUUCAAAAUCGUCGAGCAAGACAGAAACGGGAAUCACUAAACUCUACGAUAACAGCACGAUGAUUCGACAACAAUGGAAAUCAAUAAGGUUCUUCUGGAAGCCUAUAUCUGGAUCAAGAAGGAUUCGACAAUGUAUCGAAUUUAAAUCGCAAUUAUUUCGAGCAACUCGACUUUCGGCUAUUUAUUUCGUGCCUUUCGACUAUUGUACUGUAAAUAAACUUAUUUAUAUACAACUUUAGCGCCAAAUUAUUACGAUUAUUUCCAAUCACGCGAGAAAUUAAGUCCACGCAAUGAUAUCUAAAUGCGCGAUCAUU